AUGUCACUUCAGCAAAGCAUUACUGCUCAGUUGGGAUCCGUUGCCUAUUUUGUUAGGAGUAGGGUCGAGGAACCUUUUCACUCCGAUUUCUCAAGACAGUUUGGCGAGAGAGAAACCGUAACUCCAGCUGUCGUACUUCAUGCAGAAAACCCAAAGGUCUCUGUAGACUUUCUGGAAAACUCCUUUUCUCGAUUUGCCGUUGAAGACGAUGUGUUUUCCACGGAAUUUCUCAUAAAUAACAUCCUGAUAAGAUCAAGCACGCUCCUUUUUGUCGACAAAUCAGAGGGGAAAGACGUUUUGCCUCAAGGACCAUAUUUUGCCAGCCGGCAAGGAUUGCAUCAGGUUUGGAGACUUUAUGAAGACAGUCUAGCAGCCUUCGUGUCGUCGGUCAUUCCCAGUGAUGAUCCAUACUUGUUCGAGCCUUUGAAGGCUGCCGCUUACACAGGACUGCACAGAGUCGUAGCAGUGCCAUCACGUCUCUACUAUCCCAAAACAGACAAACGACCUUUAAACGGGAUGAGAAUUGCAAUCAAAGAUAACAUGCAUCUAAAUGGAAUUGUGACUACCCUCGGCAGCCGAUCUUAUACUGCUUGCUACGGAGUGCAAAAGGUGACCUCCAGCUUCGUCAAGCAACUAAUCGAUCAAGGCGCCAUUAUUGUACGGAAAACGAAACUUUCUGCUUAUGCUGGUGCCGAGAUACCACCUGAAAAAUGCAUCGAUUACUUUCCUCCUUGGAAUGCAAGAACAGAUGGUUACCAAGGCCCGUCAGGCAGCUCAAGUGGUGAGGAUAGGAGGAUACAGUUGGCUGGACUUGAGCCUUGCAACCGAUACUACCGGAAGCAUGAGAAUGCCAGCAGCUUCUCACGGAGUCUGGGGACUCCGGGUCACUUGGAAUGCCUUGCCCAUGGAGGAAAUGGUGCCCAAUGCUCCGACACAUUCGGCAUUCUGGGACGCAGUGCCGAUGAAAUCCGUCAAGCUCUUCUCUCUUCUGGCUUGCAUGCGCCCACAGGCCUGGAGGCAUGUUCCCCCCUCCCCUUAGAAAAAUGCCAGACCGCAGAAUUAAUUCUUUUUGUACAAAAACAGCUACCGAAGAAGAUUCUCUAUCCCACCGACUGGUUCCCGUACCCAAAUCCUAAACAGCAACAAAUGACGGAAGAAUUUAUCGGUAUCUUGGAAGAAUUUCUCGGUAUCUCCCACACCAAAAUCUCCCUCAAGGAGAAAUGGACACGCUCCGCCCCGGAAGAUCUACGGGCAACACCUCUAACGGACUAUCUCAACAACACGGUGGAAUAUGUAAACCUCCAUGAUGGAUUCCACUCAUUCGACAACUUCCGGGAAGAACAUCGAAACCUUUUUGGACACGAUAUGUUAGCCCGUAUCACAGUAGACGAUGAGCAGAGAGCCCAAGCAGACAAAGAAACGGAGGUGUUUAAGAAUUGGAUCGACGCUCACAUUCUCACCAGAGACGCAUCUGGAGCAUCUGAGGCUAUUAUGAUACUCCCUCUUGGCCGACCGGGGCCUAAUUAUCGAGACAUUGUCCCACCACAGAACACUGGACCUGCCUGGUACGGUGGAUACGAUGAGGAUUUCUUCGCCUCUAUGCUGGGCCUUCCUCAAUUAGUAAUACCAAUUGGUCAAAACCCAUAUGAGUCAAGAAUUUCCGGAAGAACUGAAUAUUUUCCAAUCGUCGGUUCGAUAGCUCCAGGUGAGCAAACAAAGACCGAAUGGCGGGGGCUGAAGAAACAAUAUGAGUUAACAACAUCCCAUCUAGGUUCGGACCUAAUGCUUCUCCAAAUUGCUCCUACGAGAUUGUUGAAUAGAGUUCGGGAUACUUUGGGUCUCAUUAGGUUUGCUGCAGAGAUGAAUCAAGACUGUCAAGACAUAAUGAAAAUUCACAAAUCCAAUAGCGACAGACCAACCAUGCGAUCAAGUAGGGACAACGAGAUAAUCAGUAAUCAGUCGCACGAAAUCCACGCCACAGCUGGACCUUAUUAUACAAAAUCUUGUACAAAUCGCGAAUCUCUCGCCAGAGAGGAAUCAUUAAGCAAAUCAACGUAA
Molecule: messenger RNA, 2058 nt
Organism: Rasamsonia emersonii CBS 393.64
Lineage: Eukaryota; Fungi; Ascomycota; Eurotiomycetes; Eurotiales; Trichocomaceae
Exons: 11
Coding region: 1-2058 (685 amino acids)
Source: RefSeq, a predicted model, not a curated record